CGUCGAUAUCUUGACUUCGCCGCAACAUUGAAUGAGACAAUUCUACAUCGGGCACUAUAGUGACCGGUUUAUCGACUAUUAGCGCGACGCGCACACACUGCAUUCACUCAAAUCUCCUCACGUAUGAAUAGACAUUAUACACAAAUAAUAGCUAGAAUUAGUCAUGGGCUUCGAUACUGCUGCGCCCACAGAUCUACCGAGCCCUGCCUUCUCUGAAAGCGUUUGCUCGUAUGUGCCUCCGUAUCAGUCUCCGUUAGUCAUGGACCCUGACGGCGACCUCACUCUUGAGGUCGGGGAACUGCAAUGUGUAGAUCCUUUGCUGGAUAGCGACGGACUCGGCGUAUGCGACCCGAGUUUCAACCACAGACACGAGCUUCCAGUCGUCUUCGUAGUCUGCUCCAAGACAUUAUCGAGAGUAUCUCCGGUCUGGAAAGCUCUCCUUUGCGGCGAAUGGACUGAAAAAAGGCCUUCUUGGGGCUCAUCAGCCUCGCAUUAGAAGGUAGAGCUGCCUGAUGAUAAUCCAACCGCCAUGACUACUAUCAUCUCUAUUAUUCAUUGUCGUUUUGAACUAGUACCGCCCGUCGACCAGCCCACCAGUAUAGAACAACUUUAUCAACUCACAGUUCUGACCAAUAAGUAUCUUCUCACUGGAAUUCUGCGGCCUUGGGCAACCACUUGGUUAAGCUCUGUUAUACGACAGAGUCAAUCUGGAUCAACCGUUCCUUGCACAUACCAGCACGAGCGCCUAUCAUGGAUUGCUUGGGAGAUGGGAGAUCCCCAGCUCUUCACAAAGUCUGCCGAGCUCCUAGCUCACCAUUGCUCCAUUGCUGCUAAUGGCGACUUGUGCUAUUACAAUACACCGGUCAAUUACGGCGGCUAUUUUACCUUAACAAUAAAGCCGCCCGGAAUCGAUGAAACCGUGAGAGCUUUCCGAUUAGAGUAUAUCAAAAGGGCGUUAGAAAUCUACAGGCUUGCCUUUGAAGAAUUACGCAACCCCUACAGUCGCAACAGAGCAUAUGGAUUCUGCGCUAAAGGUGGCUAGGAAGCAUUGAAAUGCGAGAGAGCAAUGCUAGAUACUAUGAUGGCAUCUCUUUCCUUGUCUAAGCCUAAGCUCUACCCUUUCCCACAACCUACUGAUCUUUUAGAGGCUUUUUCUCGCAUCUAUGGCGUGUUGAGGCAUGCCAAGAUGCAAAGUCCGAUACACCCCGAUUGCGAAGGAAUCAAGAUGAGGGAUAGAGUAUUUCUUCAGCUUUGGGAAGCUACAUUAAGUAAGAAGCCGUCCCUAUUCAACCGGUUGGCCGAGCAAGGAAGAAAGUCAGGAGUCAUGCGUUUUAUUUAAUUCCAGGCCUUUGCACCUAAGAACUACAUAGGUACCAAUAGAAAAUAAGUGGACGAUAACAGUAGGUUGCAGCAUAGCUUGAUUAGAAGGGUGGUGGGAAACUUAUACCACAUAGCAAAGAGGACGAACUGAUCAAUCAUCCCUAGCCUGUGCAAAUUCAGGUCUAAGCGGUCGCUUCUACGUCGCAUAUGAUAGGUAAAAGCCUACGCUAGCUAAUAUCACGUGGUAUCAUUGUAAGGGCCUUUUGAGAUUCUUAGAGUAGUGAUAUAAGGUAGAGUCAAUUAUGC
Xylaria bambusicola is the source of this 1626-nucleotide messenger RNA. RefSeq lists its product as uncharacterized. Lineage: Eukaryota; Fungi; Ascomycota; Sordariomycetes; Xylariales; Xylariaceae. Bases 530 to 1042 code for a protein of 170 amino acids. The record is from RefSeq and is a predicted model, not a curated record. The transcript is spliced from 3 exons.